Molecule: messenger RNA, 5238 nt
Organism: Spirometra erinaceieuropaei
Lineage: Eukaryota; Metazoa; Platyhelminthes; Cestoda; Diphyllobothriidea; Diphyllobothriidae
Source: the annotation of a GenBank genome assembly
AUGGACCUGUUCUUCGCCGCCUGCGAGAACUUCGGUCUGGUCAUCAACACACAGAAGACGGUGGUGAUGCACCAACCGCCACCCAACUCGGUCACAGCCCCCAACGCGCCGCCGCAAAUCAGCGUGAAUGGGACCCAACUGCAAGUGGUGGAGAACGUCCCGUACCUGGGCAGUACUCUCUCCCGCAACACCAAGAUCGACGACGAAGUCGCCAACAGAAUCUCGAAAGCCAGUCAAGCCUUCGGUCGCCUCCAAAGCAAAGUUUGGAAUCGUCAUGGUCUCCAACUGAGCACGAAGCUGAAGAUGUACAAGGCCGUCAUCCUGCCAACGCUACUGUAUGGAGCGGAGACUUGGACGGUGUACGCAAAGCAAGCACGUUGUCUGAAUCACUUCCACCUCAGUUGUCUCCGUCGCAUCCUGAGGCUGAACUGGCAGGAUCGCAUCCCCGACACUGAUGUGCUAGAACGUACGGGAAUGCUCGGCAUCUACUCCAUGCUGAUACAAAUGCAGUUGCUCUCGAGCGGCCACCUGGUGCGCAUGGACGACGAGCGACUACCCAAACGACUCUUCUACGGAGACGUCGCGACGGGUUCCCGCCGUCAAGGAGGCCAGAUUCGCCGUUACAAGGAUACCCUGAAGUCCUCCCUGAAAUGCCUUCAAAUCAACCCGACCAACUGGGAGGAGCUCGCCCGCGAUCGUUCGACAUGGAGGAAAACAGCGAAGACGGGCGCUGCUAUCCACGAAGCCAACCGCAUAGGCGCCGCCAAAGCGAAACGUGAAGCCCGCACAUCACAACUUCGCCCAGUAAGCAACGCCGCCGCACAACCGCUUCCAAUGUGUCCUCGACGUCAACGGACAUUCCGGGCUCGAAUCGGACUUGUUGGACAUCUUCGGAGCAACUAGGCCUCUCGAACUGCACCAACCAUCGUCCCCCCGCCCGCCUCUUCUUCCCCGCCGCCGCCAACUAACUCUGACAAUUCUUCUGAACCACCACUUCCAUCCUCCUCCUCCUCCUCCUCCCACUGCCCCAGCGGCGGUCGCUCAGGCGGCCGUCUCGCACACCAACCCCGACACAACAACCGAAACCACCCCCACCUCUCCCGAUUCCAGUGAUGAGGAUCAGGACUACACCUGUCCUCACUGCGAUCGCACCUUCAUCUCACGCAUCGGCCUGGUCGGUCACUUGCGAAUUCAUCGCACAGAGACUGGCGAACCAGUGCCUGGAGCACCCACCUAUACCCACCGAGCUCGUCUCAACUGCACACACUGCCCUCACACCUUCAGACAUCGCAUGGGCCAAUUGGGCCACAUGCGCAUCCACGAGAGCGGCAUCCGCACUCCCGCCACACCCACUACAUCCAACACGUCCACCGUGCACACCCGCACCCUCGCUCCAUCCGUCCGCGCCACCACCACCACCGCCUCCUCUGUAGCUGACAAUGACACCGCCGAAUUCUCAUGCCCACACUGUCCACGCAUAUUCACCUCACGCAUCGGCCUGGUCGGUCACUUGCGAAUCCAUCGCACAGAGACUGGCGAACCAGUGCCUGGAGCACCAACCUAUACCCACCAAGUUCGUCUCAACUGCCCACACUGCCCUCGCACUUUCAGGCACCGCAUGGGCUUAUUCGGCCACAUGCACAUCCACGACGACCUGCAGUAGACAACCGCCGGCCACACCACACAUCCACGCACUCCCUACCUUCCUCCACCAUCACCAUCACACAUCAACACGUACACAUCGCAAGCACCCAACUGCCACCUCCCACGCAAGUGGGAAGUGUGCAUCUCGACUCGGUCCCCAUACGGCCUCGGCUUUACGGGUGACUUGAUUCCGAGUUUAUCCCGACACGUCAAGCGUCGUGGAUAGGAAGGCUGUUGACUGACGCCCGCACUCGGUCCACGCAGUUCGUCGCGUUGUCUGUGUGUGUUGUGUGGAGUGGCGGACUGGUGGGCUGAGGACGGGCUGAAGCAGCACCUUCCACGGCCCUCUCACGCAAGUGAGAGACACGCCGUUCAACCCCCGUUGUGUUAAAUCCUGGUGUUUGUGUGUGUAUGGGGGGCCAGGUCGUGCUGUGGCGCGCGCAGGCAUGGUCAGUCGACCAUGUCAGCCACCGCGCCCAUUCCCCACUCCAGUCUACUGACCGGCUCGGACAGUGGCUGGGGUGUGGGAAUGGGAAGGGAGAGUGAGGUCGACGUUUCAGCGCAUUUUCCUCACUAUAAUCAAUCUGACGCGCUUGAAGCUAUCACGGUGCGCUAAAAGCCGUGGCUUGGAAUGUUGCCAACUGACGGGGUACCUUGGACCUCCUCCUUAACGGGAGGCGGUCUGAGAGUCAGGCUGCAAUGGCUCCUUUUUAAUGUGGCCUUUAUGGCACUCUCACCACAGUGUGGGAUCCGAGCCAGGCGUUGGCGGCACGCCCAGGUGCGGCUUCGGCCGUGCCAGCCUCCAAAUCUCUGUUGUGUUGGUUGAAAUCCUGGUUAUUGUUGUGUGGACCAGGGGGUGUGGUGGAAUGCCAAGGUGAGGAUCCGUCCGAGCCAUCCACCUGCGACCUCCCUCGUCUCCGGUCUUCUUGACUCUGUCUUGACACCGGGCCCAGGCGGGGGAGGAGGAGAGAGUGUAGGUAGAUGCUACGCAAGUCUACUGGCACUAUAAACCCCUGCGUAAGUCACCGUCCCUGCUCCCACCGCUGCUGCAGCUGUGGGGCAUACGGUGGACAUCGUCGAAAUCGACGGUCGAACUGUCGUGUGUGUGUAUUGUGCCGCCCAAACGGGCCACGUGGUAGAUGCGCUGGACCAACACCGGGGCCAUUUCGGAUUCUGGGAGGCGAUGUCGGAUUUACGCACCAUAAUAAAUGUCAACAUUUUGGGUUGCGGCGGUAGACCCGGUUGCCGGCAGACGGUUUGUCUUAGACUGUCCAGUUCGCUGUGCCAUAUAGCAAAGUCGUCAAGGUGACGGCUUUGUACAUCUCCAGCUUGGUGUUAAGGUGGAGACCGUGGCGAUUCCUUACGGAAUUCCGCAGCGACUUUAGAUAUCCGAUGAGCCACUCCGUCAUCGAUUUUGACGCAGCGUGAGAGUGCGCUGCCUAAGUAGACGAAGGUGUUCACGGUCUUCAGUUGGGUGUCGCUGACGUUGAUUCGAGGGACGCCGUAUGCAGCGUUCAGUGGUGGUUGGUGCGUGAUCACCGUUUUGUCCGUGUUGAUCGUCAGUCCGAAGUUGGUGAACCCGCCUGUGAAGACGUUCGUGCUCCGUUGCAUGUUAGUUUCUGUCUUAGGGCUGAAGUGAAAAUGUCGACGAAAAGCAGGUCGUAGAAGGCGGUCGUGGAUGUAGGCGUUGACGGCUACAUGUGCUGGUUGUUAGUAAAACGAUCGGGGGUCCUGUAGUCGACGCUGAUCUCGGGACGCUCAUCACGAUAGGUGCCCAUUUGCAUGGCAGAGGGAAUGAGACUAAGGAGGAUGAGAGCGAAUACGCAGUCCUGCUUCAUUCCGUUGGCUACUGAAAAUGAGUUUGAGACGGUCCCACCGUCCGUCCACAUCCCUUCGCACAGUUAACACAUCAUCUGAUUGAAUCCUUCGGGGCGUCUGAAUUUCUGCAUGAUUUUUCACAGUCCAUCAUGAAUCCACCUGUCGAAGUUAAUGCAGAGGUGAAUCAGCAUUUCCUUACACUUCUCUUGCAGCUCACAUGCGGCGAAGAUUGUCAGUGGUUCCGCAGCGACGUCGGAAUACCCGCUGACUUUCCGGGAGAUGUUCCUGUUCGGGAUGGCUGUUGAGGCGGUUGAGGAGGAUGCUAGAGGAGAUCCUUCGGCGAUACUGAGCAGCGAGAUAUCUCUGUGGUUACGAUAGAUUUGUCAGUUCCCUUUCGACUAUCGAGAUGAACAGUUGUCUCAUCCACUGUAAACUAAUUCAGGCACAAGUCACCGUCCCUGCUUCACCAUGCUGUGAAGCACAUGGUGGACAUCGUCGAACACGACGGUCGAAACGUCGUGUGUGUGUGUGUGUGUGUAUUUUGGGGGUGUAGGGGUGUCCAGAGGUGGGUUCACGUAGUCGCAGUAGGUCGUUCACAAGCUUGCAAGUGCAGACUACGCCUAGCGUCCAUUUGCUGGCCCGCAACUCUCACAUGUGGCUCCCCGAAGCUGGGAUCUUCUCAGCGGUCACACCCCGGUAACCGCCUCGACUGGUGGGGUAAAUUAGAUGAGGGCGUCCUGUGUGCAUCUCCGCACAGGGUAGCUCGGAUCCGCUAUCACCAUCGAUGGCCGAAUGGAUUGCCGUCUUGGGAUCUCCGAUACGAGACUCCAUCUACAACAUCGCAGGAGUCCAUAAGUCAAAUAAGCCCACGGAAAAACGAACACUGCUUGUUUGUGCUUGUACGUUUUGUAAUUCAAAUGCCGCUCUGUUUACUUUGUCUGCUCACCACUUUUAUAUUUUAGCAACCAGCUAGCUUAGAGGGGGACGGAAAACUCUACUCCCCGUCUCUCUACCCUUCCCACACUUCCCCUCCUCCACUUCAAAAAGUCUUACGGCGAAGUCCUAGGCAGUGCCAGACUAAUUCGGGUUGUUCUCCCACUAAACAAAAGUCGUCUCAUAGUGGAAUUCGACUGCUGUCUGGGACAACUGAACAGCCCUAUUUAGGGAGACCACUGCUCACCCCCGAGUGGGGAAGGGGCCAGAAGGGUCAGUAGCCGCAGACGCAAAACACACGGUCGAAACAACCAACAUCGAAACAACAACAACAACAAUACUCUCCCUCUUCCUCCUCUUGCAGCUUCUUCCACUUCCUCUCCUUCUUCUUCUUCUUCUUCUUCUUCUUCUUCUCCAUCCUCAUCUUCUUCUCCUCCUCCUUUCCGCCAACCCACUCGCCAGACGGGCAGGUUGAGUCUCCUAACUCUGGCAGCCUGGAAUGUUCGUUACCUUUUAGACAAUCCGAGGAGCAACCGACCGGAGCUGAGGACAGCGCUAGUGGCCCGGGAACUGGCACGCUACAAGGUGGACAUCGCCGCACUCAGCGAGAUCCGGUUCUCAGAACAAGACCAACUGGAGGAGGUGGGUGCCGGCUACACCUUCUUGUGGAUCGAUCACCCCAGGGCAGAAUGGUACGCGUGCGUCGCCUUUGCCAUCCUAAAGGACAUCGUGGGACGACUGCCUUGUCUGUCGCAGGGCAUCAACGAUCGCCUGAUGAGCCUCCGCCUGCCUCUUCGGGAGGCAAAUUUGCCACCAUCGUCAGUGCCAACACUCCGCCGAUGA